Notothenia coriiceps (black rockcod) is the source of this 1979-nucleotide messenger RNA. RefSeq names its product complement factor H-like. Bases 51 to 1979 code for a protein of 642 amino acids. Lineage: Eukaryota; Metazoa; Chordata; Actinopteri; Perciformes; Nototheniidae. The record is from RefSeq and is a predicted model, not a curated record. The transcript has 15 exons.
CAGUCUCCUGUUUCUACUUCUGUUUGGCAGUUCAGGGUAAUGAAGAUAACAUGCAUCUAAUAACCCAAAGCUGUGUCCUUUUUUUGUGGAUGCACUCGCUGACCUUUGUGAAAGGUCGAGAGUGUACACUUGAACAGUUUUUAAAUAGCCCCCAGUAUAAUCAAAAUUUUGACACAAGUGGUCUGGCAGCCACAUACAGUGGUGGAAGGCAAGUCAGAGUGGGCUGCAAUGUUGGCUUCAGUGGCUUUUUCAAACUGAUCUGUGUCGAGGGAAAAUGGGACACCAAAGGCACAAUAUGUACACUAAAACCAUGUGGUCAUCCCGGUGAUUCCCAGAAUGCAGAUUUUCAACUGGAAAAGGGAGAGGAUUUUGUAUUUGGGUCACAGGUGAAAUACACCUGCCACAAAGGUUAUCAAAUGGUCAGUCGCACAAACUACCGGCGUUGCAUGGCUGAAGGCUGGGAUGGUAAUAUUCCUGUAUGUGAAGCACAACAGUGUCCAAUAAUCGACGUGGACAGUCAUGUCCAAGUGAAUGGGGACAUUGAGGAAGCAACCUUUGGGAAUGUAGUUCGAUUCAGCUGCAAGUCCAGCUCUAAAGUGUUGUUUGGGUCAGCCGAGAUGUAUUGUGAUGAAAAUGGAGAGUGGGUGGGCGAAUCUCCAAAAUGCAAAGAGAUAAUAUGUACAGCACCCGAGAUUGAACAUGGUGAAGUGCUUGGACAAACCCAAGAGUACAAAGAAGAUCAAUUCCUGGAGUUUCAGUGUGAUCACUUAUUUACAAGCGUUGGAGCCAGAUCUUCAAAAUGCACAAAGCAAGGAGUAAGAGCAGAAUGGAGCCCCACACCUCUGUGUGAACCAUGUUCAAACGUUAAAGUCCAACAUGGAUUUGUAGUCGGGCCAUACAACGACACCCUGUACUACACCUGUGAAGAAGGAUAUAAGCUUCCAACCAAAGGCUGGUGGGCUGAGGCCAAGUGCAAUGACAGUGUGUCGUCCGAACUUAAAACAUGCAUCGAGAAUACAACGUGUGGAGAUCUUCCUGUUAUUCUUAAUGGGAAAGUGACAGUUGCACUCACAGGGGAAAGCGCCCAGGUUAAUUGUACAGAAGGAUACAGCACUGAGGUGUCGCACUUUAGUUGUCUUGAUGGAGUACCACUGAAAAUAAUCUGUAAACCUGAGGCCAAUCCCUGCAUUCCUCCAGAUAAAGUACAAAAUGCAGUUGUCAUGACUGCAUAUCAGAAAGAAUACUUAUCUGAUUCUGAAGUUACUUAUAAGUGCCGUAAAAGCUAUACAGCGAAGGGAGAAACCACGAUUCGAUGCAUUGAUGGGCAAUGGGGGGAAACGAACAUAAUGUGCACAUGCUCUGAUGCUGCCUCCCCAGCAGACCGCAGCAAAGAAGAGUGCACUAGCCACAACAGACUAGAAGAUCUCCAGCAUCUUGCUGCACACGUUGAAGGAUCUCAGCUUCCUCAGAAAAUAGAGUCUGCUCAUCCCCUUCUUGUGCACAGCACUUUGUCACUGCUCCUCAAAAUGCAAUUGUCUCUAAUCCUCUUGCUUCUUCAACUGUGGGGGAAUGUGGAGGUUACCUUAUCACAGAAUGCAUGUCCAAACGUCCCACAUAUUCCUCAUGCCCAUGUGGUUGACAAGACCGAAAAAGCUGAGUACCAAGGAGGAAACGUGAUACAUUUCGCCUGUGAAACUGGUUAUAUAUCAGGUCCAACCAUCAAAUACGUAUGUACAAACGAAGGGUGGCAUGUACUCCGUGCAGGAAGUUGCUACUUAAAGCCAUGUGAACUCCCUGACGACACUCCCAAUGGCUUUUAUCAAAUCACCCACGGGGAAGAGCUUGUUUUUGGAACAAAAAUUAAAUACUUUUGUAAUGAAGGGUAUCAGAUGGUGAGUAAGGAUGACACCAGGACUUGUUUCCUGGACAAUUGGACCAAUCACUUGCCAAUAUGUGAACAACCAAAGAGCAACAACUAG